Malassezia restricta is the source of this 798-nucleotide messenger RNA. RefSeq lists its product as uncharacterized. The record is from RefSeq and is a predicted model, not a curated record. Lineage: Eukaryota; Fungi; Basidiomycota; Malasseziomycetes; Malasseziales; Malasseziaceae. Bases 1 to 798 code for a protein of 265 amino acids. The transcript is spliced from 3 exons.
AUGCGUCGUGGACUUUCUUGGUCGCUGCCUCUUGUGCUAGCGCUUCUUUGUUUUCCUUUAGCUUUCUGCACCAAGGAUGCACCAGUAGUGGCAUUCUUGGCUCCUGGCUCCACUAAUAACAUGCUGGACGCUCAGCCGGCGGACAAACUCCAUACCCGUGGUCCUUACUUGUCGGCAAAGGAUGCUGUUGAGCGCCUUACACUUCAGCGCCGCAUGGAUGGCAAGCCGGCUCUUUGUGAUCUUGAUGCGCUUGUGCAUGUUGAAGUAGACUCGCUGGAUCAUGAAAGUUUUGCUCCGCUGCAACUCACCUCCCCGCUCAGGAAGCGCAUGUUGGUGGCGCCUUCGCAACUUGUGCUAUCGUCUGUGGACCAGUCUGUAUUUUCAUUCUAUGAUGAACUUGAGAGCGCAUUGACUGCUCUCUGUGAUUCAACAAGCACGCUUAAAGACCGUAUCUUCCCGAUCCGUUUCCCAAGCGUGGACGGACAUGACUCUGACAUUAUGACGCAUAUUGAACACAUCGACUCGAAAUACCCGAACAAUGCCGUCGUUGUGUCGCACACGUCACAGCAGCCCAAGACCAAACGUGCUGUACCUCUGAACGGGAACGUGGCUUUUUCCAAAGGUUCCUUCCUCAGGCGCAACCAACUCUUUUCCCCAUCUACAGUCCUAUCGAUUGGUGUUGUGGCUUUCCUGCUCUUCUGUACCAUCAUUGCUGUGCAUAUGAUCAGUACAACAGAGGCGCCCGAUAGACUGGGAACGAUCUCGCGCACAGCGGCAUACUCCAAGAAGCGUAAUUAG